Molecule: messenger RNA, 4260 nt
Organism: Chroicocephalus ridibundus (black-headed gull)
Lineage: Eukaryota; Metazoa; Chordata; Aves; Charadriiformes; Laridae
Gene: GRM2
Product: glutamate metabotropic receptor 2
Exons: 6
Coding region: 295-2904 (869 amino acids)
Biological process (GO): regulation of synaptic transmission, glutamatergic; G protein-coupled glutamate receptor signaling pathway
Cellular component (GO): plasma membrane
Molecular function (GO): group II metabotropic glutamate receptor activity
Source: RefSeq, a predicted model, not a curated record
GGCUCCGCUGGGCUGGGGCUGGCGGAGUGUCAGAGGCGGUGGCGAGAGGCGGCGGCAGCCGCAGCUCCGAGGCAGCCGCGGCACCGGCACCGGCACCGGCUCCGGCUCCGGCUCCCGGCGCAGCCCGCCGGGCCCAGGUGCCGAGGGCUCUGCUGGGGCAGCACGACGCCCCUCCUGCCAACGCCACGCCACCACCUGCCACCCGAUGCCUGGGGACUGCCUGCCCUUGCCUUGACGGGUGACAAGGGGUGACACGGGGUGGCACAGGACCCCUGGCCGGCGCCGGUGCACCCCAUGGCGGUCCCCUUGGCCGCCUGGCUGUGGCUGAUGCGCCUGGCCACCUGCCUGGCUGCCGGGCACGGCAUGGCUGGAAAGAAGGAGAUCAGCACGGACGGGGACCUGGUGAUCGGGGGCCUCUUCCCUGUCCAUGAGAAAGGAGUGGGGACCGAAGACUGUGGCAAGAUCAAUGAGCACCGGGGCAUCCAGCGCCUGGAGGCCAUGCUCUUCGCCCUGGACGAGAUCAACAAGGACGGGAGCAUCCUGCCAGGGGUGAAGCUGGGCGCCCACAUCCUCGACACCUGCUCCAAGGACACCUACGCCCUCGAGCAGUCCCUCGACUUUGUCCGCGCCUCCCUCACCAGGGUAGACGGCUCCGAGCACAUCUGCCCUGAUGGCUCCUACGCUAUCCAUGAUGAUGUGCCCACUGCCAUCACCGGUGUCAUCGGGGGCUCCUACAGCGAUGUUUCCAUCCAGGUAGCCAACCUUCUGCGGCUCUUCCAGAUCCCACAGAUCAGUUACGCCUCUACCAGUGCCAAACUCAGCGAUAAGUCCCGUUACGACUACUUCGCCCGCACCGUCCCGCCAGACUUCUACCAAGCCAAAGCCAUGGCGGAGAUCCUCCGCUUUUUCAACUGGACCUACGUCUCCACCGUGGCCUCAGAAGGCGACUAUGGGGAGACGGGGAUCGAGGCCUUUGAGCAAGAAGCCCGCAUGCGCAACAUCUGCAUCGCCACCUCAGAGAAGGUGGGACGCUCCAUGAACAAGAAGACCUACGAUGGGGUGGUCCGGGCUCUGCUGCAGAAGCCCAAUGCCAGAGUGGUUGUGCUGUUCACCCGAAGUGAAGAUGCCCGGGAGCUGCUGGCAGCUGCCCAGAGAGUCAAUGUGUCCUUCACAUGGGUGGCCAGCGAUGGGUGGGGAGCCCUGGAGAGCGUGGUGGCUGGGAGCGAAGCGGUGGCAGAGGGAGCCAUCACCAUUGAGCUGGCAGCCUACCCCAUUAAAGAGUUUGCUGCCUACUUCCGUAAUCUCAACCCCUACAAUAACAGCCGAAAUCCCUGGUUUCGGGAGUUUUGGGAGCAGAAGUUCAAGUGCAGCUUCCACACGCAGGACUGUAGCCAGUACUCCCUAAAGACAGGCAAGUUUGAGCCAGAGUCCAAGAUCACAUUUGUGAUCAACGCAGUUUAUGCCAUGGCUCACUCUCUCCACAACAUGCACCAGGCACUAUGCCCCAAUGUCACCAAGCUCUGCGACGCCAUGAAGCCCGUCAAUGGCAAGAGGUUCUACAAGGACUUUAUGCUCAAUGUUAAUUUUGAUGCCCCGUUCAGGCCAGCAGACACCAAGAGUGUUGUUCGAUUUGACCGCUACGGUGAUGGGAUUGGGCGCUACAACAUCUUCAACUAUCACCGCAUGUAUGGGCGGUAUCGGUAUCAGAAGGUGGGCUACUGGGCUGAGGGGCUCACCCUCAACACCAGCCUCAUCCCGUGGGCUGAGACCUCCAUCCCUGUGUCCCAGUGCAGCGACCCCUGCAAGAAGAAUGAGAUAAAGAGCAUGCAGCCCGGCGACAUAUGCUGCUGGAUCUGCAUCCCCUGCCAGCCCUACGAGUACUUGCUGGAUGAGUUCACCUGCAUGGACUGUGGUCUCGGUUACUGGCCCAACGAGACCCUGAAUGGCUGCUAUGAGUUGCCCCAAGAGUACAUCCGCUGGAAAGAUGUCUGGGCCAUUGGCCCCGUCACUAUCUCUUGCCUGGGUUUUAUCUCCACCCUCUUUGUUUUUGGAGUCUUCAUGAAGAACAAUGACACCCCCAUUGUGAAGGCCUCUGGCCGGGAGCUCUGCUACAUCCUCUUGACUGGGGUCCUCAUGUGCUACAGCAUGACCUUUAUCUUCAUCGCGAAGCCCUCCACCGAGGUGUGCACACUCCGUCGUCUGGGGCUGGGCACAUCCUUUGCUGUCUGCUAUUCAGCACUCUUGACCAAGACGAAUCGCAUCGCCAGGAUCUUCAGUGGGGUGAAGGAGGGGGUCCAGCGCCCCCGGUUCAUAAGCCCCACAUCGCAGGUGGUCAUCUGCAUGGCCCUCAUCUCUUGCCAGCUGAUCAUUGUCAUUAUCUGGCUGCUGGUGGAGACCCCUGGCACAGGCAAGGAGACUGAGCCUGACAAGAGGUACAUUGUCACCCUCAAGUGCAACAACCGCGACUCCAACAUGCUCAUUUCGCUCACCUACAACGUCCUCUUGAUUGUCCUCUGCACGGUCUAUGCCUUCAAGACACGGAAAUGCCCCGAAAACUUCAAUGAGGCCAAGUUCAUCGGGUUCACCAUGUACACGACCUGCAUCAUCUGGCUGGCCUUCCUGCCCAUCUUCUACGUGACUUCCAGCGACUACAGAGUCCAGACCACCACCAUGUGCAUCUCAGUGAGCCUCAGUGGCACCGUGGUCCUUGGCUGCCUCUUCACCCCCAAGCUCCACAUCAUACUCUUCCAGCCACAGAAGAACGUGGCCAGCCACCGCGUGGGCACCACUCGGUUCAGCGUGGCGGCCGCCAGCUCCAGCCAGUCCCAUGGCUCGGCCUCACAGUACGUGCCCACGGUGUGCAACGGCCGCGAGGUGGUGGACUCCACGACAUCGUCCUUGUGAAGGGCCAGGGGAGGCCAGGCCAUGGUGGUGCUGCUGCUCCUGUGGCACCCGGAUCCGUCCCCAGGGAGAGCAGCGCCCAUGGCACAGCCCGCUCGGGCGCCGGAGGCAGCCGGGAGGCUCAGCCCCUGCUCCGGCACCAGCUACACAUCCCACACGCUGGGUCACGGUACGUGUCACCCAUCCCCUGCACCGAGCCACCUUACACAUCCCUUGUCCCCAGCACUGAGCCGUGGUGUACCACCCUCUGUCCCUGCACUGAGACAUGGUCAACGUCCCCCCCAGGUCCCUUGCACUGAGCCGUGGUGAACAUCCCCAGCCCUUCAACUGAGCUGCGGUGCACAAACCCCCCAUCACCUGCACUGAGCCAUAGUGCACGUCUCCUGUGUCACCUGCAGUGGUGCACAUUCCCCCAUCCCCUGCCCUGAGCCCUUCUACAUGACCCCUGUCCCUUGCACCAGGCCAUGGUCCAAGUUCCCCCGUCCCUUGCACUGCAGAGGUGCACGUCAUUCCCUGUCACCUGCACUGAGCCAUGGUGCAUCUCCCCCCCAUCUCUUGCACUGAGCCGUGGUGCACGUCCCUCUGUCCUUUGCACCGAGCCGUUGUGCGUGUCCCGUCGCCUGCACUGAGCCAUUGUGCACAUUCCUCCAUCCCCUGCACUGAGCCCUGCUACACGUCCCCAUGCACCUUGCACCAGGCCAUACUCCAGGUCCCCCUGUCCCUUGCACCGUGCCAAGGUGCACGUCAUCCCCCGACACCUGCACUGAGCCAUGGUGAAUGUCCCCCCCAUCCCUUGCACUGAGCCAUAGUGCACAGCCCCUGGCCCCCGAACUGAGCUGUGCUGCACAUUCCCCAGCCCCUGCACCGGCCGUGGUGCAAGUCCCCCCAUCCCUCGCACCAAGCCGUGGUGCCCAAGCCGGCAUCCUCUUGCCCAGCUGCACUGAGUCACGCUUCGCUUGCACCAAGCCACGCCGCACUUCCCUCCACGCCGAGCCUUGUGCCGGCACAUGCUGCCCUUGCCCCACCGCCCACCCCCCUUUCCUGGUGCAGGGCCUUUCACGUCCCGCCCUGUGCCAAGCUGUGCCCCGUGUCCCCCCUCCCUGGGCCAGCGGAGCACCCCCCUCCAGGCCCUUUGCACAGUUUCACCUUUUCCUCCUUGUUUUCGGCCCCAGGAAAGCUGCUGAGCACUGCCACUGCUGGGCUGGGCCCAAGCCCCCUCAAUCCCUCCCCUUGCUGUGCAUAGUGCUUCUCACCCCCUCGUGAGACGGGGCAGCAGCGGGGGCAAAUAAAUACCCACUGCCCCCCAGCCUCUGCAAAGCCCAGGGGGGUCUGGCGGGCGAGUAACAGGACCCAGGUAUU